This is a messenger RNA of Pneumocystis jirovecii RU7, 381 nucleotides long. RefSeq lists its product as uncharacterized. The coding region runs from base 1 to 381 and encodes 126 amino acids. The transcript is spliced from 2 exons. The record is from RefSeq and is a predicted model, not a curated record. Lineage: Eukaryota; Fungi; Ascomycota; Pneumocystomycetes; Pneumocystales; Pneumocystaceae.
AUGUCUGACAAAAAUGAUGAGCUUCCAUCUUACCAAGCUAGUAUAAGCCCAGAGAAUACAAAACAAAUAUUAUUUGACUUAUUAGAUUCUAAUGAAUCUCAGUUGAUAACUCUUACAGGUACAAAAUGCAGAAAGUUAUUUUUUUUUGGAGUUUUAUUUCCUUUUCCUAUUCUUCUUAUUGGAGUGUAUAUUGGAUUAAUACAUUAUCCGUUCUUUAAAAAAGCAUCUUUUAAGGAUGAGCAACAGCAAAUGUAUUUUGAAUAUAUUAAAGAAGAAGAGAUAAGAUGGGGAAAAAGAUGUCUGUAUUUGUUCGGAUUGAUAUUAUUUGCAAUAGGAUCUAUAUUGUUUGCUGGAUUCAAAAGUAAUUGGACAACAAGAUAG